This is a messenger RNA of Scylla paramamosain (green mud crab), 4254 nucleotides long. RefSeq lists its product as uncharacterized. Bases 457 to 1836 code for a protein of 459 amino acids. The transcript has 9 exons. Lineage: Eukaryota; Metazoa; Arthropoda; Malacostraca; Decapoda; Portunidae. The record is from RefSeq and is a predicted model, not a curated record.
UCUCUUUUCUUUCAGAAGUUCAAUACAAAAAAUUUAAGAGAGAGAGAGAGAGAGAGAGAGAGAGAGAGAGAGAGAGAGAGAGAGAGAGAGAGAGAGAGAGAGAGAGAGAGAGAGAGAGAGAGAGAGAGAGAGAGAGAGAGAGAGAGAGAGAUGGACAGUGAUGAUGAAUAAUAAAAUGAUGAAUGAUGAUGAAAUAAAGUGAGAGAAUAAAAAUAGGAAAAAGAGAGAAAAAAGAAACAGCGAGAAGAACAAACGAAGUGAAGAGUGAAUUAGAAAAAAAAGGGGAAAAUAAAGACUUAGAAAAGAGACGUACAAAAAAUAAAUAAAUAAAGAAAAGGAAAAGGAAAAGAAAAAAAUACAUAAAUAAAUAAACAAAUAAACGAAAAAAACACAUGUAAGAAAAACAACAACAACAACAACAACAACAACAACAACAAAAAUAACAGCAAAAACAAAAUGGCGAUUCUCAAUUCUUGCUGUUGCUGGAAAUCCGUAAGAAGGGGAAGUUUUGCUGUGGCUGUGUACUCUGUGCUGUACUAUUCCGUGCUGGCGUGGUUCCUGUGGCCUGCAGGAGACACCAGUGGCAGUGUGAUUUUGCAAGAGGAGGAGAAGGGAGAGGAUGCCAUCACCCACCUGAGCCGGCCAAUGUUCAUCCUAUCAAUCACGGGCCUGCUUACCUGUUUCCUGCUCCUCCUCGGCCUCUGCAAGGACAAGGCGUGGCUGCUGCUCCCGUGGAUCAUAGUGCAAGUGUCUGUGGUGGUAGGAGACGUGGUGGCUGCAGUGUACCUCGUGUGGGUGCAGGAGCUCACUUCUUACGCAGCCAUAACAUUUACAUUAGACUUCUUCCUGCUGGUUCUCAAUCUUUACGCCAUUCUCUGUGUCACGUCUCAGUAUCAGGAAUAUAGAGCGGGAAGAGGAACAGCAAGAGAUGAGGAGGUGCUGUCGCCCCCGGUCAUCAGAUACACUCGCCAGUCCACGUGUCACAGCGGGCUGGAGACAAACAGACGCACAGGUGUUCACGAGGCAGGUGUGAGCGUGUCAAUUAAUGGAAUCCACACAAAUCAGCAGGACGCGGGGGGAGGCCUGGCAGCUUCCUCCUCCCCCCUCCUCAUCCCCCACACGUGUAGACAUCAAGAAGCAUGUGCAGUUUCCCACGCACACACAAGCAAAGGAAACAGAACAAAGACAAGAAGAAAACAAGAACAAAGAACAAGAAGAAGAAGAACAACAAAAAGAAGAAGAAAAGCAGGAAGAGGAAGAGGAAGAAGAAGAAGAAGGAAGAAAAACAAGAAAUGGAAGGAAAAGAAGAGAAAACCGAAAACAAAAUCUCCUCUUCUUCUUCUUCCUUCCCUCUUCCUUCCUCCUCCUCGUCCUUCCCUCCUCCUUCUUCCUCCUCCUCCCCUUCCUCCUCCUCCCCUCCCUCACCCCCCAGAUCUACCCCCAGGAUGCUCCUCUUUUGAAAAUAACGAGAUAUUGAGCUUCUUUAACGCAAUACAGCCAUUUAAGAUACAACACAACAACACAAUUACCAGGAAAGGUGUUGAGAGCUCGCCAGGUGUUUCAAAUUUGCAGGUGUGUGUUUUGGCGCAAGUGUGUUGUGUUGACUUAGGUUUGUUUUGCGUGUUUGUGUUGCGGGGGUGGUUUGUGUGUGUGUUGCGUGCAUUUAUUGGGGUGUGUGUGAAUGAGUGUCCCAAAUAUGGUGGUGUGUUUGUGUUGCAUUGUCUUGUUUUGCGUGUUUUGUGUUACUUGGGUGUUUUGCAAGGUGUGUUUCUGAGUGUUGCGUGUGUUGGUGGGAGUGUGUCUGAGUGUGUUGCAUCUAGAAGUGUUAUGUUGUAGUGUUGUGUUUUGAGUUACGAGGUUGUGUUGAUUAAGUAAUGCGAGAAUUGAAUGACGUCUCGAAAUGAAAAAAGUUUGUGUGUGUGUGUGUGUGUGUGUGUGUGUGUGUGUGUGUGUGUGUGUGUGUGUGUGUGUUGCAGGGAGAGAAAUGAUUGUGAUGUCAGAUUUGAAAAGUUUUGAAGGGAGGCGAUAAAAAAUUGAUGGCUUACCUAACAUAUUGAGUCGAGAUAAAUAUAUGAGAGGAAAAGAAAAAAAAAUAAUGAAAACUCAAAAUAAAUAAUAAUCAGUCUGAACAGGUUCGUGAAAAUAAAGAAAAAAUAAUAAAAAAAAGUCAGUUGUAAAAUAUUAGUCAAAAUAAAAAAAUAAAAAAACUACAUACGAUAAUAUUAAUGAACACAGUAAUCAGCUCAGGAAGAAUAAAAACUGUGGUGUUGCGAGGCGUUGCAACACUUAAUGAGGCUGACAGGUGAUGCAGGUGAGGUGUUGCGAGGAAUUGGUAGGACAAGCAAAAACAAACUGAUUGCUUUCGAAAUAUAAGCUUAUUUGAAGUGUUGAAUGUUUUUUUAUUUUUUUAUUUGGUUAUUUAUUUAUUUAGGUAGGCAGGUAGUAAGUCUGUUAGUUAAAUCCCUUGUUCUUUCUUUCUUUCUUUCUUUCUUUCUUUAUUUAUUUAUUUAUUUAUUUCUUACUUUACAUUCUCAGUAAUAGGCGAAGAGUCAGAGUUUAGCAGUGCAACGAAUGAAAUAAUGAAACUACUGGCUAACUCUUGCACUAGUGAGGUGGACAGAAUAGUGAUGAAGGAGUGAAACUACUGAUUAACUCUUGCACUAGUGAGGUGGACAGAAUAGUGGUGAAGGAGUGAAGCUACUGGUUAACUCUUGCACUAGUGAGGUGGACAGAAUAGUGGUGAAGGAGUGAAGCUACUGGUUAACUCUUGCACUAGUGAGGUGGACAGAAUAGUGGUGAAGGAGUGAAGCUACUGGUUAACUCUUGCACUAGUGAGGUGGACAGAAUAGUGGUGAAGGAGAGUAGCUACUGGUUAACUCUUGCACUAGUGAGACGGACAGAAUUGUGGUGAAGGAGUGAAGCUACUGGUUAACUCUUGCACUAGUGAGGUGGACAGAAUUGUGGUGAAGGAGAGAAGAUACUGGUUAACUCUUGCACUAGUGAGGUGGACAGAAUAGUGGUGAAGGAGUGAAGCUACUGGUUAACUCUUGCACUAGUGAGGUGGACAGAAUAGUGGUGAAGGAGAGUUGCUACUGGUUAACUCUUGCACUAGUGAGGUGGACAGAAUAGUGGUGAAGGAGUGAAGGUACUGGCUAACUCUUGCACUAGUGAGGUGGACAGAAUAGUGGUGAAGGAGAGUAGCUACUGGCUAACUCUUGCACUAGUGAGGUGGACAGAAUAGUGGUGUAGGAGUGAAGCUACUGGUUAACUCUUGCACUAGUGAGGCGGGCAGAAUAGUGGUGAAGGAGAGUAGCUACUGGCUAACUCUUGCACUAGUGAGGUGGACAGAAUAGUGGUGAAGGAGAGUAGCUACUGGCUAACUCUUGCACUACGGAGGUGGACAGAAUAGUGGUGAAGGAGAGUAGCUACUGGUUAACUCUUGCACUAGUGAGGUGGACAGAAUAGUGGUGAAGGAGAGUAGCUACUGGCUAACUCUUGCACUACGGAGGUGGACAGAAUAGUGGUGAAGGAGAGUAGCUACUGGUUAACUCUUGCACUAGUGAGGUGGACAGAAUAGUGGUGAAGGAGAGUAGCUACUGGCUAACUCUUGCACUAGUGAGGUGGACAGAAUAGUGGUGAAGGAGAGAAGCUACUGAUUAACUCUUGCACUAGUGAGGUGGACAGAAUAGUGGUGAAGGAGAGUAGCUACUGGUUAACUCUUGCACUAGUGAGGCGGACAGGGCAGAGUUUACUUGUGGAAGGGAUGAAGGAAUGAAGCUCUGGCUAAAUAAAAGUAAAUUAAUGAAGGUCAAUUGAGUUUCAGUGUUUGUGUUGACUUAGUGAAUAUUUCAGAGUGUUGCAGCAGUGAAGUCUGUAAUGAUGUAAUAUGCGCUGCGUGUGUGUGCGUGUGCGUGUGUUUGUAUUUUUCAUCUUAUCGUCGUCAAACUGAAAACACUCACUAUUAAUAACAUAACUUGCCUCUCUCCUAGAAUAUAAUUUUCUCCAUUUUUUUUCUUUUUUCUUCUUUUUAUUUGAAAAGAUAAUGCAAUAUUUAAAUCAUCACCUCGUUUUUCAGUGGUUUUUUCUUUUUCUUACAGUUUGCGACAUUCAAGUUCAUUUUCAAUAUUCCAGUUCAGUUAUUAUAUUUUUUCUAUUUUUUAUUAUUGUCAUUCUAUUAUUACCAUUAUUCUAUUCUUCUUUUUCUAUUAUUUUUAUUCUGUGAUAUUUUUCUUGAGAGAGAGAGAGAGAGAGAGA